AUGAUACUGAGCCAAAUCUCUUACUUGGACUGUGUAGCUUUCCUCGUCUUUCUUGCGCCUCAAUUGCUGAUCCAGAUUGGCAUCAUACCACUCUUGACAUGGCUCAUCCCAGCUCUGCCUUCUCUCGCUCCUAAAGCCAUCGUAAUUCCAUAUCAGUUCAUCCGCGAACGCUUUCUCGUGCCACAUGAGAACCGCGCGCCCUUCGUCAGAAAAGCAACGCCAUUUCAAGAUCUAGUCAUCCGCUUUGUUCGUUAUGCUUUCGCCAACAUGCCCGCCUUUUUAGGGCGGGUGUUCUUUUCAAAGGCUGUCUCACUCCCCUUCUUAAGAUUUCGCAUGUUGAGACACGGCAUUGUCACAAGUCCGAUCAGAUGGACUGAGAUCAGAAGACCGAACUUCGGAGGGGUAUGGAUCGUGCACGACCGGCAAGAGCAGCCAGAUGUAAUCGUAUACUAUUGCCACGGUGGCGGCUUUUCCAUGGGCAGCAGUUUUUUCUACAUGGAGUUUCUGCUAGCGUGGGUCACUUUGCUAAAGUCUGCCGGGUAUCGCAACCCAGCUAUCUUCGCUCUGGAAUACACCUUGGUACCGGAUGCCACAUAUCCCACCCAGCUCCACGAGACGGUCGCAGGUUACGAAUAUGUUCUAUCACUGGCUCAGUCUUCGACUCGCGUAGUUGUUGGCGGAGAUUCUGCAGGUGCAACCCUCAUCCUGAGUUUCUUACUACAUUUAUCCGACCAUACCGAAUUGCGUCAUCAGAAACCGGGUCUUGCCAUCAUGAUCAGCCCAUGGGUGACGAUAGUAUCGCGCGAAAACCGGAACACGGCGUCUGACUAUCUGAACAGCUCAUCUUUAGAGCUGUACGGUCGCCAGUACAUUGGCAACAAAGUAUCACCAGAGGAUUCAAUGGUUUCGCCUGGAAAGUGUAAAGAUGUUAAAAAAUGGACGGAAGCUAGCCCCGAACAAGGCUGGUACUUUCUCUAUGGAAGCGAAGAAGUUCUCGGACCAGAGACCAGGAACUUGAUCCGUCAACUCGGUAAAACAGGAAAGGAAGUUGAUAGCUGGGAAGAGCCAGGUGGCAUCCACGCAUGGCCUGUUGCCAGCUUAUAUCUUGGGGAAACAAGAGAAGAGAGACUGAGUGGUCUAAAGAGCAUCGUGGAAGCUAUCAAGGAUAGAAUACAUUGAUGGUAUGGGUACACCAGACCAAUGUACUUGAACCUUUAUCUGUGGUAGCAUCGUGAAGGUAAUUCGAAUCCAAGCUCCAUUGCAGCGCGCUGCAGUCUUUCGAUCCUGUUCAUUUCUUCCAUAUCCCACAAGCGGUUUACUGAGCGCGUGUCGGUGUUCUGUUUUCUCAACGCAGCUUCCGAAAGAGGAACCGUCUUAGUGAGGCUGUCAAGGUUAUCAGACAAUGUAUAAUGAUGGGCUAGAAUGUCUAACAUGGUAGAUGACGACGCCAUCUGACGAGCAUUAGUUGACACAUUUGUCUUAGUUACGCCCGUAUUCUGGCCAGUCAUUUCUGGACCGAGUUUUGAAGUCGGAUUGGGUGGUGAAAAAUCUCUGGGUUGGCUAUAUAGGUAUGUAGGUUUCGAUUCGCAGAAGCUGGA
Messenger RNA from Alternaria alternata, 1598 nucleotides. Its product is annotated as alpha/beta-hydrolase. The transcript has 2 exons. NCBI's taxonomy places the organism in Eukaryota, Fungi, Ascomycota, Dothideomycetes, Pleosporales, Pleosporaceae. The record is from RefSeq and is a predicted model, not a curated record. Bases 1 to 1179 code for a protein of 392 amino acids.